This is a messenger RNA of Vicia villosa (hairy vetch), 2586 nucleotides long. RefSeq names its product putative pentatricopeptide repeat-containing protein At5g43820. The transcript is spliced from 4 exons. Gene Ontology annotation, molecular function: protein binding. NCBI's taxonomy places the organism in Eukaryota, Viridiplantae, Streptophyta, Magnoliopsida, Fabales, Fabaceae. Bases 317 to 1921 code for a protein of 534 amino acids. The record is from RefSeq and is a predicted model, not a curated record.
UCCAAAUCGACUGAUUGUCCGGCUAUAAUUUUCAACAUAGCCAGCCCCCGCGCCCAUUGCCCAGUCUCCCCUUUCCCAUCUUCCUCGCCGCUCGCGUCGCCAUUUUAUACUCCCAACGCAUCUCACUGUCACUGACACUAAUCAAUCAUCAUGUUUCGCAGCUUCAACAUUCUCCAAGCUCCAAUAGAUUAGGAGCAAUCAAUUAACAAAUACCCCAAAUACUCAAAGGUAAAACAUUUCUACAACAUCUCCAUAACAAUUUCUUAACCCUCGGAACAAUUUUCAAAUCCUUCUGGUCACUGUCAUUAUAUUCUUGAUGGCGUUUCGAUCUUUGGGUUUGAAAUUCGCGUUGCACUUGUCAAAACCCAUAUCAUCACUCUUACCAUUACACCAAUCUCUCUCAUCGCUCCAUGCUCUCCCAACUUCUCCACUCCCCGACGAACGCCUUAUUCUCCACCAAAUCUCUCAACUUUUACCAAUUCCCACUUCCAAAACCCUAGAAUCCGAAUCAGAGUCGAAAUCGAAAUCCGUCGACGGGUUUUUGUCCCCCGAAGAUAAACUACGCGGCAUCUUUCUUCAAAAACUAAAGGGUAAGGCUGCAAUCGAACAAGCUUUAUCCAAUGUAUGUAUUGAUGUGAAUGUUGAUAUUAUUGCUAGGGUAUUAAACUCUGGGAAUUUGGGUGGUGAAGCUAUGGUUACGUUUUUUAACUGGGCACUCAAACAACCAAUGGUGCCGAAGGAUGUUGGUACUUACCAUGUCAUUGUUAAGGCAUUAGGUAGAAGGAAGUUUUUGGUGUUUAUGAUGCAAGUUUUGGAUGACAUGAGGUUGAAUUGUAUAAAAGCUGAUUUGUUCAUGUUAUCUAUUGUUAUUGAUAGUUUUGUGAAUGCUGGUCAUGUAUCUAAAGCAAUUCACGUGUUUGGGAACUUGGAUGAUCUUGGUCUCAAGCGUGAUACUGAGGCUUUGAAUGUGCUUUUGUCGUGCCUUUGUCGACGCUCUCAUGUUGGUGCUGCCGCUUCUGUUUUUAAUUCGAUGAAAGGGAAGAUGGAUUUUAAUGUUGCCACGUAUAAUGUUGUUGCUGGUGGUUGGUGCAAGUCUGGUAGGAUGGAUGAGAUUGAGAGGGUUAUGAAGGAAAUGGAAGUUGAGGGGUUUUCUCCUGAUUUUGGUACAUUUGCUUUUUUACUUGAGGGUUUGGGUAGAGCAGGUAGAAUGGAUGAGGCGGUUGAGGUUUUCGGUAGUAUGAAAGAGAAAGAUACUACGACCUAUAAUGCAAUGAUUUUCAAUUUUAUUUCGAUUGGAAAUUUUGACGAGUGUAUGAAGUAUUAUAAUAGGAUGUUGAGUGAUAAUUGUGAACCUAACAUUGAUACAUAUACUAGAAUGAUUAGUGCUUUUCUCAGAAUAAGGAAAGUGGCCGAUGCACUUUUGAUGUUUGAUGUGAUGUUAAGACAAGGAGUUGUGCCUCCUACUGGGACUGUAACCUCCUUCAUCAAAUAUUUGUGCAGCUAUGGUCCACCAUAUGCUGCUAUGAUGAUCUACCAGAAGGCAAGAAAAUUAGAGUGUAAGAUAUCGAUGGAAGCUUAUAAGAUAUUGCUUAUGCGCCUUUCUAAGUAUGGAAAAUGUGGAACACUAUUAAGUGUCUGGCAAGAGAUGCAAGAAUGUGGGUAUAGUUCAGAUGUUGAAGUUUAUGAGUACAUCAGCACUGGCCUUUACAACAUAGGACAACUUGAAAAUGCUGUUCUUGUUAUGGAGGAGGCUAUGCGCAAAGGGUUCUGCCCUAGCAGGCUUGUAUACAGUAAACUAAGUAACAAGCUGCUUGCUUCAAACCUAACAGAGAGGGCUUACAGACUGUUUUUGAAGAUUAAACAUGCUCGUUCUCUAAAAAAUGCCAGAAGUUAUUGGCGAAAUAAUGGUUGGCACUUUUGAACGGGCAUCCUAAUUGGUAGCUCUUGAAGUAGAUCCUCCCGCUUGCUUUGCACAUAUCUGGUCUUUGGCUACUUCCUCGCAACAUUACUGAUCUAUUAUAUGCUCGUAGGCUCUUUUAUUUCCUCCCUUUAGUAUUGAAGAAUACGAUGAUCGUGUGAUGGCAGUGGUCCGCUGUGAGGCACAAGAUGCGUUGCUUCAGAAGCUUCUAAACAGUAACUUCUUAUUAGAUCAAGAGAGGGAUGUUCUUCAAUGGAAAAAGAACAUUGUUUCAAGCAAAGCUAAGACAAAAAAGCGGGCCGGUUCAGCUGUAUAUAACAGGGCAUCUUCACAAGAAACAUUAGUAAGUGCCUUCAAAUUUCGGUUUCUCCCAAGGUGAUAAAAAUAUGAAUCUCUAUAAAAUACUCAUCUGAUUCUUGGGAGUUUCUUUCUAUAUUUCAUUAAUUUUAAAGUGGCGAUGACAACGGAAACAAACUAGUUUCCUUAAAUAUUACUGUUAAAAUACAACUAAUAUUUUUAUAUACAUAUUAGUGUAAUAUUUUAUAUUUGUAUAAUUAAAUGUUGCACAGUUAGCCAUUAAUGGUUGGCUGCCACACCAUUAUUUUGCAAUUUCCGCUUACUUGCGUGUUGCUAGAUAUCCAUCUAAUGUACUUUCCUUUUGUGAUUGA